UAAACAUUUUAUCAGAAUUCCUCACCCAUGGGAGUACAAUACAGAUCCGAUGCGAAUUUGGAGAGUGUAGAUGGCGGACUCAUCUGACAGUGCUUCAAUUCGAAGCACGCCCGCUCCUGUUUCUUGCGAUUUUUGUAGAGAAAAGAAGUAUAGAUGCUCGAAAGAAAAACCAAGCUGUCAAAGAUGUUUGAAUGCGGGCAGAAAAUGCCACUACAGUCCUGCUCAGGCGAGAACCCCGUUGACUCGGCUCUACGUUACAUCUGUGGAGAACCGUGUCAAAAGUUUGGAGCGUUUGCUGCAUAAGCUGCAUCCUGAAAUGAACAUUGAAGAUGCUUUAUUAUCGGUGGACGACAUACCCGUCUCCUCUCCGGUAUCGACAACGAAUGAAAGUCCAGAACAAACUAGCGCAGACGUCGUUCAAAGUGAAGCACUUCCGCUUGCAGCCACCGGCUUCGAAUGGCAAGAAGUUAACCCGCUAAUGGAUGGACUGGCCGAUGGAAUGGCCUCGUUGUCUGUUGAUCCAGCUGGGAAAGGUUACCUAGGCUCCACCUCUGGUGCAGGACUUCUUCGCUCUCUACUCUCUCAAAACAAUUUCAAUGCAGCCACACAGAGUUCAAGUCGAACUAGACAAGAUGUACACCCUUUCAAUUCAAGCCAGAUGCUUAUGAGCGCUCAGGUCGGCGAGCAACUCCUCAACCAUCAGAUCAUCUCCUACCUGAUUGACAGCUACUUUGCAAACUACCAUACGUCAUAUCCGUUCAUCCAUGAACCGAGCUUUCGUGCGGCAUACAGUGAACUUCUUCCUCGUCCAUCUGGCUCUGUGUGGCACAUACUGUUCUACACCGUCCUCACUUUAGGUGCCUGGACUGUAGGCGAUGACAAUGAGGUCUUCGAUGAUUAUUGCUAUCAUAAAGCAGUAAGUUAUUUUCAGGAGCAGUCUGUGUUUGAACUUGGGUCGCUUCCUUUGGUUCAAUCAUUGGUUUUACUCUCAAAUUAUGUUCAGAAGCGCAACAAACCGAACACGGGAUCGAAUUAUCUUGGGUUAGCAGUGCGCCAAAGCUUAAGCCUUGGAUUGCACCGAGAGUUGGCAGGAUGGAAGAUUGGGCUUCUAGAGCGAGAGAUGAGACGGCGUGUAUGGUGGGGUCUUUUUAUUUUUGAUUCAGGUGCGGCAACUACGUUUGGCCGUGAUAUCUUGCUACCCGAGGAUAUCGAUGUAAAGCCAGUCCUGAACAUUCCCGACGAGUCGUUGACUCCAUCCACUACGAUUUUGCCUAUGGAAUCCAAUGUGCCAACGAUCUAUUCCAAUCUAAUACAUCAAUCAACGUUCCAUCGCCUGACGAACUCCAUGGCGAAUAGGCUUCUAUCUACUAAUCCUCCGUCAACUAACGAAGCUCUAAGGAUGUAUACAGCUAUACAAGCCUGGAAAAAGGCAUUGCCGUACUUUUUUGAUAUAGAACAACCACCCGCAGCCUCAAUGGAUUGGUAUCUAUUCGCAAGGUCAAAACUUGCGUGGAGGACCUGGAAUUUCCAACUGCUCAUAAUGCGUCCUUUCCUGCUCCGUUGGGCAAAAAGACAGUCGAGAGAUACUACUGCUGAAGAUGGAACAGAGGAGAAACGAUGUCGGGAGAUAUGUAUCGAGAGUGCUAACUUAACCAUUGCUUCAAUUCAGCAAUAUGUAUCUACUAAUACAUUGCCACGUCUUCACGCUUGGUAUGCCCUAUUUUUCCUUUUUCAUGCAGCUUUGGUACCCAUGCUGUGUCUUCGAGCUUCGCCCGCAUCUCCGGACGCUGGCAAAUGGAUUCAAGAUAUCGGCACUGUUAAAUUUCUGCUAGAAACUUCAUUUACAACUUAUUCGCUGGCUCAAAGGUGCCUUGAUGUCAUCAAUCAGGUCUUACCAUCUGGUACUUCCAGUGAUUGGUCACCAACACAACUCGACCUCAGCUUUACUGAUCCAAAUCUUGAGUCAUGGUUCGAGUGGCCAGAAAUAAACAGUAACGCGGCCCUGUCAACCUUCGGACCCCUGGGAUAGAGUCGUAUUCAACUUUAGCUUUCAAUUAUUGAUUACGAGAUCGGGUUUGAUCAAUUUAUCUCGGAUUAUCCGUCCGUUCAGAAGGUCGUUAUUGCGAACCCGCACUUCAGCUGCCGCACGGUCUUUCUCAAUACCGGCAGCUAGAUGUCUUUGAACCACACGUUCUUUGGCUACACUCUCCGGAGCAUCGACGAACCAUCUAGGGAGAGGUUAGUGAGGGUCAUGGCUCUUUGGUGGAUACAUACUUCUCGUCUACUAGAGUGGCAAUCUCGUUCCAAGGAUCCUCGUCCAGCAAGAGAUAGUUUCCUUCUAAAAUGAUCAAGGAUUCUGCAGAGGAUAACUGUAUGUCGUCUUCUACGGGAUCUUUUACAGCGUGAUCGAAACUAGGUGCUUUGAAUGACGACUCCUGGCAGUGUUGCUUUGUAACUGGUUCGUUACGCAAACGCCUAACGAGCUGGAUGAAUGACUUAACGUCAAACGUGAAGGCAGCACCUCUCCUUUGAAAGGCAGUGUGAGGGUCGGGCAUGGUUUGGAGGACUGCACGCGAGUAAUGGAAGCCAUCCUACAAGCGAAUCAACACUGAUGUCAAAUCAACUUUUGAAAUAAGAUGAAGAAAUACCAUCGGCAGGAUCGUUAAUGCUUUUCCCUCACGGCUUUCAUAGAGUUUUGAAAGAGCG
Molecule: messenger RNA, 2706 nt
Organism: Verruconis gallopava
Lineage: Eukaryota; Fungi; Ascomycota; Dothideomycetes; Venturiales; Sympoventuriaceae
Exons: 5
Coding region: 71-2029 (652 amino acids)
Biological process (GO): DNA-templated transcription; positive regulation of transcription from RNA polymerase II promoter by galactose
Cellular component (GO): nucleus
Molecular function (GO): RNA polymerase II cis-regulatory region sequence-specific DNA binding; zinc ion binding; DNA-binding transcription factor activity, RNA polymerase II-specific
Source: RefSeq, a predicted model, not a curated record